CUGAGGUCGAGAAAACGUCUCUGAUGUCGGAGCAGCUGUCAGAUAAAUCCUCCUCACCGGCGCUGCCUGAUGACAUCAGCCUGGACGAGCACAGCAACUACCAGCUGCGGGACAGGGACUGUAAGGAGGAGCAGGGCAGCGCUGACCUGAGCACAGACAAGGUUGUGUGCAGAAGAUUCCAUCCUCCGAGCGAGGCCUGCAGUCCUGGGCGAGACAGACGGGAUCAUCAGCUCCAGUCUCCAGCUCACCGCGGAGAUGGCAGUCAGACGUCUUCACCUCUCUUUCAUCUCCCGGCUGAGUUCUUCCACCCCACCACUGCUGCAAUUCCACAGGGCAGCCCAGCCAUCAGAGCGGCACCGCCGGGCUCCAGACACGCAUCUCCGGCCUCAUGGGCUUCUCUCAGGUCCCCAGGGGCCAACAGCAGGGUCAUGGGCUCUCAGACGUCCCAGAGUAACUCCUCGCUGGCCACGGGCAGUUCGGUGAGCAGCCUGCAGACCAUGCUGGAGGAGGGCAUCUCUACGCUACCCCUGAUCUGCAGAACCCACAUUCCUCCUCCAGAACUCACCCAGAGACCUUGUACACCACAGACUCUGCUCAACCUCCAGGCCACCAGGGGGCGCCAGAGGAAUCAGAGCAGAUACAGUGACUGCACAAAUCCUAACUUGAUCCGACAGGACCCCUCCGAUGAGGACACUGGAUCCGGGAUUAGGACUGGAGGACCCGGUCAGGCUGGUAAUCUGGAACAGUUAUCGGAUAAUCUGAGUAGCUACUCUUUGACGUCCCUGCACCCGCCUGAUUCGCUGGCGCCGCCGUUGGCCAAGAAGUGCAACAGCACUGGGAGUUUAGUACUGGGGAGUCUAGCGGUCCGGAAUAAAGAUGGGAGGUGCCUUUAUGGAUUCGAUCUCUGGACUGAAGCAACAAGUGAGGAAACUGAGAGGGAUGCAUCCCUGGUUGGCACCAAGACGUGCAACCAGACUUAUAAUGGUGGUAGAAGCAGAAACAUGAACCCUGAUCCUAAACCCAGUGAGCUGCCCAGCUAG
Messenger RNA from Sinocyclocheilus grahami, 1040 nucleotides. Its product is annotated as voltage-dependent T-type calcium channel subunit alpha-1I-like. The transcript is spliced from 5 exons. The coding region runs from base 24 to 1040 and encodes 338 amino acids. The record is from RefSeq and is a predicted model, not a curated record. Lineage: Eukaryota; Metazoa; Chordata; Actinopteri; Cypriniformes; Cyprinidae.